This is a messenger RNA of Hirsutella rhossiliensis, 3231 nucleotides long. RefSeq names its product kinase. Gene Ontology annotation, molecular function: ATP binding; protein serine/threonine kinase activity; tau-protein kinase activity. Gene Ontology annotation, cellular component: cytoplasm. The record is from RefSeq and is a predicted model, not a curated record. Lineage: Eukaryota; Fungi; Ascomycota; Sordariomycetes; Hypocreales; Ophiocordycipitaceae. Gene Ontology annotation, biological process: intracellular signal transduction; microtubule cytoskeleton organization; protein phosphorylation. The coding region runs from base 1 to 3231 and encodes 1076 amino acids. The transcript has 6 exons.
AUGACCACCGCGGCCUCUCCGGCGGCGAGCUCUGAUUAUUCCUACUCGCCUCGCGCGGCGGCCCCAUCCCGGUCAUCCCCUACCGCUGCUGCUGCUGCUGCUGCCGCCCCAACGCCCAGCCACAAUUCCCACCACCAGCACAACCACAACCACCACCAGCGCCGUCAACGUCGCACGUCGUCCUCGGGCCGCCCCAUCCAGGAUAUCCUCCCCCACAAUGACUACGAGACCUCGCACUUAGCAGCAUCCUACUCCAAGCGCAGCUCCAGCCGGGACCGCGACCGCGACCAUCCACCGCCCCCGUCCAGGGGCGCCGACGACGACGACUCGUCGUCCUCCCAUCCGCCCCAUCGCCGGAGCAGCGGGCGAUCCAGCCACCGCCACCGUCGCCCCCAGCCCGACAUGCCGCCAUCCGCCUUGCCUAGCAAUGGCAGCCCCUCCGCCUCUUCCCACGCCGCCGCCGCCGCCUCCCAUGGCCACUCGGAGUCGUCUCAACAGCAGCAACAGUCCAGGCAGACGCGCUCGCGCACAACCAUCCCCACCCAGUCCGGCAAAUGGAUCUUGGGCAAGACCAUCGGCGCCGGGAGCAUGGGCAAGGUUAAGCUGGCCCGUAAGGAAGAUGGCAGCGAACAGGUCGCGUGCAAGAUUGUCCCCCGCGGAUCAACCGACGAUGGCCACCAAAGCCGCGCCGACAAGGAGCGAGCAGACCAGUCCAAGGAAAUUCGAACCGCCCGCGAAGCCGCCAUCGUCACCCUUCUCCACCACCCGCACAUCUGCGGCAUGCGAGACGUGGUGCGCACCAACUAUCACUGGUACAUGCUUUUUGAGUACGUCAAUGGCGGCCAGAUGCUUGACUACAUCAUCUCCCACGGCAAGCUCAAGGAGAAGCAAGCUCGCAAGUUUAGCCGCCAGAUCGCAAGCGCCCUGGACUACUGUCAUCGCAACAGCAUUGUCCACCGCGACCUGAAGAUCGAGAACAUCCUCAUUAGCAAGACGGGCGACAUCAAGAUCAUUGACUUUGGGCUGAGCAAUCUCUUUGCCCCUCGCGGGUAUCUCAAGACCUUUUGCGGCAGCCUCUACUUUGCCGCACCAGAGCUCUUGCAGGCCAGGGCCUACACGGGACCCGAGGUGGAUGUUUGGAGCUUCGGCAUCGUCCUCUAUGUCCUCGUCUGUGGAAAGGUGCCCUUUGACGAUCAGAGCAUGCCGGCUCUUCACGCAAAGAUUAAGAAAGGACUCGUCGACUAUCCCAGCUGGCUGUCUGGCGAGUGCAAACAUCUCAUGUCCAGAAUGCUGGUUACCGAUCCCAAGCAGCGCGCCACUAUGCACGAGGUCAUGGGCCACCCUUGGAUGACCAAGGGCUUCAACAGCCCACCCGACAACUACCUCCCCGCCCGGGAGCCUUUGUCGCAGCCGCUGGACCCAGAAGUCAUCCACGCGAUGCAGGGCUUCAACUUUGGCUCUCCCGAGAACAUCAAGGCCCAGCUCACCAAGAUUAUCGAUUCCGAAGAGUACCAGCAAGCCGUCAAGACUUACCAGCGCGAGAAGGAGGUGGUGCAGCCCAGCCGAGACGCAGAGAAGCGACGCGGAUUCGGGUUCGACUUUUACAAGCGAAGAAGCUCUGGCAACAGCCGAGACACGCUGACGGCUCCGAGCUCCGAAGCAUUGCAACUUGGUUCCGAUCCGCUGUAUGCUUUCAGCCCCCUGUUAUCCAUCUACUACCUAGUCAAGGAGAAGCAGGACCGCGAGGAGAAGGAGAAGGAGAAGGAGAAAGAAAGGGACCGUGAGCAACGAGAAAAGGCGGCUGCCGAUGUCACGCCGCCUGCAAUUGCGCCUCCGCAGGCAGCUCAUACCAACUCGUCGGCAUACGAAAUGCCGGGUGAGAGGCCCACGGGUGGGCGAACCAGACCACGGGCUCGCACUCAUGGCGAGGAUGACGCGCCAGAAGCGCCGCAACUGCCACCGCAGCCGCCCGAGCCCAAGACAAGCCAUCUCCAGAAGAAAGAAGGCACCGCUGCGGGGCUGCUCCGCCGGUUCAGCACUCGCAAGCGCCGAGAUCCGGAGCGCAUGGACAAGGAGCACCGCUCCCAUCCGCCCGUGGUACAGGUUCACUCCCCUGCCGAGGCCCCCCCACCCAUCACUCCCAAGAAGAGCUUCAGCAUCCGUCGUGGCCGGCAGAACCGGGACGACCCCCACCCCCACCCCCACCCGGUGUCGGGACUCCGCUCGGGAGGAAGUCAGCCGCAGCACAGCGAGCUCCUCAGCCCACCCAUCUCCGCAGGCGGCUCCAAAGAUUCCCGGAGGUCGGGCCUCGGCCGAUCGACGAGCGUCAACUCUGCCGACAUUCGGCGGCAGCGGGGGUCUGACGGCGCCGCCAAGGACCCGCCGGUAACGAGCGGCUCCGAUCAGUCGAUCGCAAACGAGAAUCAGGGACAGGCGCCGCAGAGGGGCCACGGCCACUCCAAAUCAGUCAGCAUGAGGGCCAAGUCGCUGGGCCACGCCCGGCGAGAGAGCAUCCAGCGCCGCCGGCGCAGGAGAGAGGGGGCUCAAGAGGCCGACGUCCCUGAAGAGACGGACCUGGAGCAGGAGCAGAGCGGAGUCUCGACGGACAGGCUGGACAGUUCAGAUCUAGCCAAGCCCGUGUUCCUCAAGGGCCUAUUCAGCGUAUCGACGACAUCGGGCAAGUCAGUGCCCGCGAUCCGAGCCGACAUCAGGCGAGUGCUCCGGCGGCUCGACGUAGACUUUACCGAGAUCAAGGGAGGCUUCAGCUGCAGCCACGCGCCCAGCAUCGACCUCAAUAGGGUGCAGGACCCUCCCGGCAGCCCAGCGCAAACGCCCGGCCACCGGCGUCGCUUUAGCCUCGGCGGGCUCAUGCGAGGAGAUGACCGGGACCGCGAGGAGAUUCGGGACAUGGAUCGGGAGCGACCACCCACGACGCCUCGCACACCCGGCCGACCGGACCGAGAUCGCCCGGACAGGGAGCGGAGCUUCUCCAAUUCGGAGGCGUCGGUGGACAGCAUCCCGAGACGGACUGGAGUCUCGCGACGGGUGCCCGGGGAGACGAGCACGCAGGUGCAGAGCGAUUUGGGGGGCAGCUUGGUCAUGGAGUUUGAGAUUUUCAUCGUCAAGGUGCCCCUCCUGUCGCUGCACGGCAUUCAGUUCAAGCGCUUGACAGGCAACACGUGGCAAUACAAGAACAUGGCGGACCAGAUCCUCAGAGAGCUUCGGUUAUAG